UUAGCAGCCUUAAGAAUUGAGAUAUUCCAUGUCCUGAUCUGUUUUGCUGUCUUAUCUUAUGGUUAUGAUCUUAUGUUUCUAAUCUUCUAAUUCCUCCACCCAAGUCCCAACUCUGAAAUUCCGUUGAUGGCGCUCUCAUCAAGAAGCCCUCUUUACUUUAUCUCUUCUUCAACCUAUUCAUCUCCCUAUCUCAACUUAACUCCGCGUUUCUCUCUUAAAUACUUAUAUGAUCUUCCUUCUUCUACAUUAGCCCACCUUAGAAUUCAAUGCACUACCAAAGAUUCACGAUCGACCUCCAUUAACAAUCCUAAAGCUGGUGUUUCUGUUUACAAACCCAAAUCUUUUGAUGUUCUUCUUACUGAUGCCGCCAAUUCUCUCUACUUUGCUCUUCAAGAUGGUAAACUUCGCCUCGAAAUUGAUUUCCCGCCUUUACCCAGCAGUAUAUCUUCCUACAAGGGAUCUUCGGAUGACUUCAUUGAUGCAAAUAUUCAGCUAGCAUUGACUGUUGCCAAGAAACUUCAAGAGAAAAUGCAACUUAGAUCACGCAUUGUGUUUCCUGACAAGCCUGAAAAGCGCAGGGCCUCCCAACUUUUCAAGACUUCCCUUGACUCGAUUGAUGGCAUCACUAUAGGCUCUCUGGAUGAUGUGCCUAGCGGUGCUGUCACCAAUUUUUUUAAAUCUAUAAGAGAUACAUUAGAUUUUGAUUUUGAGGAUGAGAAUGAAGGACGUUGGGAAUCUGAUGAUCCACCUUCACUUUACAUAUUUCUCAAUUGUAGCACACGAGAUCUCUCUCUGAUAGAGAAGUAUGUGGAUAAGUUUGCUCCUUCAACUCCUACUCUCCUAUUUAACCUAGAGCUUGAGACUCUACGUGCUGAUCUGGGGCUUUUCGGCUUCCCACCUAAGGAUCUCCAUUACCAAUUUCUUUCACAAUUCCUUCCAGUCUUUUAUAUUCGAACAAGGGAAUAUUCUAAGACAGUGCCAGUGGCGCCUUACAUCGUGAAUUAUAAUGGAGCUCUAUUUCGCCAAUAUCCGGGGCCUUGGCAGGUGAUGCUUAAGCAAGCUGAUGGUUCUUAUGUUUGUGUGGCAGAAAGUGCUACUCGUUUUACCCUGGGUGAAACCAAGGAAGAAUUGCUUAGGGUUCUCGGGUUGCAAGAGGAAGAAGGAAGCUCCUUGGAAUUCCUUCGUAGAGGAUACAAGACUACCACCUGGUGGGAAGAUGAUGCAGACUUGGAGGCUUCUUCUGAAUGGAGAAAUUAACCAUCAUCAGUGUUUUCAAGGAGUUUCAUCACAUCAUAUGCAUAUUGUUGGUGAAUAAUUUUUGGUUUUGAUUUGAUUUCCUAGCUCUGCUGGAAAUUUCAGGUCUUCUGAGUUUGUUAUAAAGUCUAGGAAUCUCUCUUCUUUGUACUUCCUUUUGAAGUCUCUUAUUUUCUGCUUCAGUUAAUUGUAAUUAACAGUCUGCAAAUCUUGUAUAUUGACUUUUAUUGUAGAGUCUUUACAUUAUACAUUUUUACCUGCGUAAUUAUUAUUCUAUUAUUUUUUAAUCUAUGAGAUGCAACUAUACCAA
Amaranthus tricolor (Joseph's coat) is the source of this 1564-nucleotide messenger RNA. RefSeq names its product protein LPA3. Lineage: Eukaryota; Viridiplantae; Streptophyta; Magnoliopsida; Caryophyllales; Amaranthaceae. The record is from RefSeq and is a predicted model, not a curated record. The transcript has 12 exons. The coding region runs from base 127 to 1257 and encodes 376 amino acids.